Messenger RNA from Rosa chinensis, 749 nucleotides. Its product is annotated as basic blue protein. Gene Ontology annotation, cellular component: plasma membrane. Gene Ontology annotation, molecular function: electron transfer activity. The record is from RefSeq and is a predicted model, not a curated record. The coding region runs from base 98 to 472 and encodes 124 amino acids. The transcript is spliced from 2 exons. NCBI's taxonomy places the organism in Eukaryota, Viridiplantae, Streptophyta, Magnoliopsida, Rosales, Rosaceae.
CUCAUCAAACUCAUCAACUAGCUGUAUCACGUACUACUGUGAAAACAGAUCUCAGAGAGUGAGAGAUCAGCUGAGAGAGUAGAGCAGGGAAGCUGAUAUGGCUAUGGGAAGAGGCAGUGCAACGGCGGUGCUCGUGGUGUUUGUGUUGGUGGUGCUGAGUUCGGAGUGGGCCGAUGCGGCGACCUACACUGUUGGAGACAGAGGUGGUUGGACCUUCAACGUUGCUGCGUGGCCGAGAGGAAAGACUUUCCGAGCCGGUGACAUACUUGUUUUCAACUAUGCAUCUGCCGCUCACAAUGUGGUAGCUGUGAACAAAGUGGGGUACCAGAAAUGUAGUACAACUCCAGGAAAUGCCAAAGUGUAUCAAACUGGGAAAGAUCGCAUCAGACUUGCGAAAGGACAGAACUUCUUCAUCUGUAGUUUCCCUGGACACUGCCAAUCUGGCAUGAAAGUUGCCGUUACUGCAACCUAGAGAUCGAUGAUGAUCUGGAAGUUAAAGCUAGAGCUAAGCUAACACUAUAUCUAUCUGGCCUAUACUAGCUAGGCUUCAAUAUUAUCGAUCAUCUCCUACGUAUAUUAAUAUAUCCACUCUAUGUACUAGCUUGCUAGCUAAGCUGGAUCAGUUGUUAAGGGUCAAUAUAUAGACUCGAUGUCUCCGUCAAUACUAUUGUGGAGGAAGAAAUAACAUUGGGGAGACUUAAUAUGUAAUUUAAAGAAAUGGUCUCUUUUAGUGUUUUGUGGUCCAUAUA